Molecule: messenger RNA, 5427 nt
Organism: Oreochromis aureus
Lineage: Eukaryota; Metazoa; Chordata; Actinopteri; Cichliformes; Cichlidae
Product: mucin-2-like
Exons: 22
Cellular component (GO): extracellular matrix
Molecular function (GO): protein binding
Source: RefSeq, a predicted model, not a curated record
ACACUGACUACAACACCAACUCAUUCUACAACUGCAACCCUGACUACAACAACACCAACUCCUUCUACAAUAACAACUGGAACACCGUCUACAACACCAACUCAUUCUACAACUACAACCUGGACUACAACAACAGGUUUUACUACAACAACACCAACUCAUUCUACAACUACAAGUGGAACACCGACUACAACACCAACUCAUUCUACCACUACAAGUGGAACACCAACUACAACACCAACUCAUUCUACAACUACAACCCUGACUACAACAGCACCAACUCAUUCUACAAUAACAACUGGAACACCGUCUACAACACCAACUCAUUCUACAACUACAACCUGGACUACAACAACAGGUUUUACUACAACAACACCAACUCAUUCUACAACUACAAGUGGAACACCGACUACAACACCAACUCAUUCUACAACUACAACCCUGACUACAACAACACCAACUCAUUCUACAACUACAAGUGGAACACUGACUACAACAACAGGUUUUACGAAAACAACAACUCAUUCUACAACUUCAACCCCGACUACAACAACAUCAACUCAUUCUACAACAACUGAAACACUGACUACAACACCAACUCAUUCUACAACAACUGAAACACUGACUACAACACCAACUCAUUCUACAACUACAAGUGGAACACCGACUACAACACCAACUCAUUCUACAACUACAACCCUGACUACAACAACACCAACUCAUUCUACAAUAACAACUGGAACACCGUCUACAACACCAACUCAUUCUAGAACUACAACCUGGACUACAACAACAGGUUUUACUACAACAACACCAACUCAUUCUACUACUACAAGUGGAACACCGACUACAACACCAACUCAUUCUACAACUACAAGUGGAACACCAACUACAACACCAACUCAUUCUACAACUACAACCCUGACUACAACAACACCAACUCAUUCUACAAUAACAACUGGAACACCAUCUACAACACCAACUCAUUCUACAACUACAACCUGGACUACAACAACAGCAACUGGAACACCGUCUACAACACCAACUCAUUCUACAACUACAACCUGGACUACAACAACAGGUUUUACUACAACAACACCAACUCAUUCUACAACUACAAGUGGAACACCGACUACAACACCAACUCAUUCUACAACUACAACCCUGACUACAACAACACCAACUCAUUCUACAAUAACAACUGGAACACCAUCUACAACACCAACUCAUUCUACAACUACAACCUGGACUACAACAACAGGUUUUACUACAACAACACCAACUCAUUCUACAACUACAAGUGGAACACCGACUACAACACCAACUCAUUCUACAACUACAAGUGGAACACCAACUACAACACCAACUCAUUCUACAACUACAACCCUGACUACAACAACACCAACUCAUUCUACAAUAACAACUGGAACACCGUCUACAACACCAACUCAUUCUAGAACUACAACCUGGACUACAACAACAGGUUUUACUACAACAACACCAACUCAUUCUACAACUACAAGUGGAACACCGACUACAACACCAACUCAUUCUACAACUACAAGUGGAACACCAACUACAACACCAACUCAUUCUACAACUACAACCCUGACUACAACAACACCAACUCAUUCUACAAUAACAACUGGAACACCAUCUACAACACCAACUCAUUCUACAACUACAACCUGGACUACAACAACAGGUUUUACUACAACAACACCAACUCAUUCUACAACUACAAGUGGAACACCGACUACAACACCAACUCAUUCUACAACUACAAGUGGAACACCAACUACAACACCAACUCAUUCUACAACUACAACCCUGACUACAACAACACCAACUCAUUCUACACUAACAACUGGAACACCGACUACAACACCAACUCAUUCUACAACUACAACCCUGACUACAACAACACCAACUCAUUCUACAACAACUGAAACACUGACUACAACACCACCUCAUUCUACAACUACAAGUGGAACACCGACUACAACACCAACUCAUUCUACAACUACAACCCCGACUACAACAACAUCAACUCAUUCUACAACAACUGAAACACUGACUACAACACCAACUCAUUCUACAACAACUGAAACACUGACUACAACACCAACUCAUUCUACAACUACAAGUGGAACACCGACUACAACACCAACUCAUUCUACAACUACAACCCUGACUACAACAACACCAACUCAUUCUACAAUAACAACUGGAACACCGUCUACAACACCAACUCAUUCUACAACUACAACCAGGACUACAACAACAGGUUUUACUACAACAACACCAACUCAUUCUACAACUACAAGUGGAACACCGACUACAACACCAACUCAUUCUACAACUACAAGUGGAACACCGACUACAACACCAACUCUUUCUACAACUACAACCCUGACUACAACAACACCAACUCAUUCUACAACAACUGAAACACUGACUACAACACCACCUCAUUGGAACACCGACUACAACACCAACUCAUUCUACAACUACAACCCUGACUACAACAACACCAACUCCUUCUACAAUAACAACUGGAACACCGUCUACAACACCAACUCAUUCUACAACUACAACCUGGACUACAACAGGUUUUACUACAACAACACCAACUCAUUCUACAACUACAAAUGGAACACCGACUACAACACCAACUCAUUCUACAACUACAAGUGGAACACCAACUAUAACACCAACUCAUUCUACAACUACACCUGGAACACCUAUUACAACAACAGUGUUACACCGACUACAACACCAACUCAUUCUACAACUACAAGUGGAACACCGACUACAACACCGACUCAUUCUACAACUACACCUGGAACACCUAUUACAACAACAGGUUUUACUACAACAACACCAACCCAUCCUACAACUACAACUGAAACACCAACUACUACUCCUAUAUCAACAACACCAAUCCAUUCUACAAGUACAGCUGAAACACCAACUACAAUUUCAGCUUUUACCACAUCUCAUACUGGGAUUGUAACUGGAACACCAAAACCCACCAUAUCUACAGCCACUCCUGUUACAAAGCCACAAGUUGUUCUUCCUGAUUGCACGUGUUCUAAGGCCACACACCUUGGCAACAACACAUUUGAAAUAGUUCCUCAUCACUGUUCAACCACUGAAAACAUAACUUGCAGCAAUGGAAAGACACCAGUUCUUCUAUAUGACAAGUCCCAGUGCUGUCCACAUUAUGCUUGUGAUUGUGAAUGCAAAGGAUGGGGCAAUCAUCAUUACAUUACAUUUGAUGGCUUCUAUUACAAUUAUCAAGGGAACUGCACUUAUGUUUUAAUGCAAGAAAUUAAUCGAAACCAUAACUUAAGCAUUUACAUUGAUAAUGUGUUUUUUGAUUCCACUGAAGAUGUUUCCCGUCUUCGAUCUAUAAUUAUUUUAAAUGGAUCGCAAAUUUUCAAUUUGACAAAUCAUAACUUCACUGGAAGAUCAGAUUUGGAGGCACUGAAAAAUGGAGUACGUCUGAAACUGCCCUAUUCACAAAAUGGUGUUACAAUCAUGAAUUCAGGAUUUGACUUGGUUUUGGAGAUCCCUUCACUAGAAGUGGUCAUUACAUUUGGAGGAACUGGCUUCAGUGUUAAUCUUCCAUAUAAAAACUUCGGCAAUAAUACCCAGGGUCAUUGUGGAACAUGUAACAAUAACCCGAGUGAUGACUGCAUAUUGUCUGGAGGUCAGCUUGCUGAAAGUUUUGCAGCGAUGGCUGACAACUGGACUGCAAAAGAUAUUGGCCAAGGCAAUUGCACUGUACCGCCUACGAAACCUACAAGUGCACCAGAACCACCACCUCUAUACAAAACAGGCAUUUGUGAGCUGCUUAAUAGCAGUCUCUUUGCAAAGUGCCAUCCUAUUAUCUCGCCAAAGAAUUUCUACAAGGGUUGCAUUUUUGAUAGCAGCAAUGUUAACAAAACAGAAGUGCUGUGCACAACUUUGCAAACUUAUGCAGCAGCCUGUGCUCGUGCUGGAGUUUGCGUUUACUGGAGGAACCACACUAAAACAGAAAAGUGGUGUGCCAGUCACUGCCCAUCACACCAGGUUUAUCAGGCUUGUGGUCCUGCAGAUCAGCCAACCUGUGAAGACAAUUCUUACGAACCCACCAUGAACUUUACUGCUGAGGGCUGUUUUUGUCCUGAUGGAAUGAAACUUUUCAGCAGACAGUCCAACAUAUGUGUGAAAACAUGUGGAUGUCUUGAUCCUGAGGGUAAUUCUCGUGAGUUCAAUGAAAGAUUUGAGCUCAAAUGCCAGAAGUGCACCUGUGAAGAAUCCACAAAGACUGUGACUUGCAAGCCUAAGGAGUGCCCCAAACCAAACAUAACAGAAUGCUCUGAUGAUGGAUUUGUCCUUAUCAACCAAACUGAUCCAUCAGAUCCCUGCUGUUCUACCCCUGUUUGCCAGUGUAAACCUGGCGGUUGCCCAGACAUGGAUGUGACCUGUUCAAUUGGAAAAAAGCCAGUUGUCAGUAUUCCUAAGGGAAAAUGCUGUCCAGAACUUAGAUGUGAACCUAAAAAGGUUUGUGUUCGCAAUGAGACUGAAUACCAGCCUGGUUCUUCAGUUCCUGGGUCUGUAUGUCAGGAGUGUACCUGUGAGGCUGAACAAAAUUCUACUGUAAUAAGCUGUAAGGAUCAGGAGUGUAACGAAACUUGUGACAUGGGAUAUGAAUAUGUGAAAACUGGUUCAGAUGAAUGCUGCGGGAAGUGUGUGCAGACACACUGUGUUGUCAAUAUUAACGGAGCCAAGCAACUCUUGUCUCAAGGAGAAAUCUGGUCACCAACUGAGAAUAGGUGUGAUGAGUAUACCUGUGUUAAGAAUGGUGAGAUUUUAACAACAAGCACUUCACACACAGUCUGCCCAGUAUUCAAUAAGAGCAGGUGUGAACCUGGCACAAUUCAAACUGCAGCAAACGGCUGUUGUAAAAUUUGUGUGGAGAAGGAGAAGGCGUGCAAGUUCAUGUCCAUGAAAACCAAUAUUACACACAACAACUGUACGUCUGCCCAGGAGGUAGAUAUGCCAUAUUGUGAAGGAUCCUGCAACACUUAUACCAUGUACUCUAAAGAAGCAGCAGCUAUGCAGCAUUCUUGCUCCUGCUGUAAGGAGACACGCUUCAGCAAUCGCACUGUAGACCUGGUCUGCCCAAAUGGAAACACGGUCCCCUACACAUACAUGUAUGUGGAGGAGUGUGGUUGUACAAACACAGAGUGCACCGCAGCUGCUGGACAACAUAUUCGCAGGAAGCGAAGCUUCACACUGCUGUGAUAAGCCAGUCUGUGUAUGAGGAACACAUGUUUCCUCCCAUAUUAUUAAAGCAAUCAUUACAUAUCUACAAAAUAAAUGCCAAUAUAAGGAGAGCAUUUAUGAACAUUGAUUCAAUAAAAAGGAUGCAACUCA